Rhipicephalus sanguineus (brown dog tick) is the source of this 911-nucleotide messenger RNA. RefSeq names its product O-acyltransferase like protein. Lineage: Eukaryota; Metazoa; Arthropoda; Arachnida; Ixodida; Ixodidae. The record is from RefSeq and is a predicted model, not a curated record. Gene Ontology annotation, molecular function: acyltransferase activity, transferring groups other than amino-acyl groups.
UGUUUGAUACACCUCUGGUACGUCAGUACCGAGAUGCAACUCUUCACCCUCACACUGCCAUUCAUCAUGCUUCUACCAAGAUUUCCCAAAACAAUUGUUACGGUGCUUUUGAUGGCUGGACUUGCUUGCAGCACUUAUACGGCCUUCCGCACAUUCUUCUCGAAUCUGCUGUACGGCAUGACAACUGGCACGAACGAUGGACGGCGCAUAUUCAAAACUUUAGAGGUCAUUUAUUUUAGGCCAAUAACCCAUGUGGCGACGUACGUAAGUGGAAUCCUGGCAGGGUACAUGGCUGUGAGAUACAAGGAGGUCACCAUAUCUCCUGUUGCGCAAGCACUGCUCUGGCUUCUGUCAGCGGCAGUCGCGUGCUUCAUUUUAUUUGUUACACUGCCUUGGAAUCGAGGAAACUUGCCAGACCCCAUCACAAACGCUAUAUACGGAGGUUACCAUCGGCUCCUGUGGUCAGUCUCACUAUGUUGGCCAGCUUACGCCUGUGCUACGGGCUACGGAGGUGCGUAUGUCUGUGUUUAUGGCUACGCAGGCAUGAUGGCGCGGAUGUCAUCAUGGAAAGGGUUCGUUCCUCUUGCAAGGCUCACGUACGGCGUGUAUCUUCUCCAAGGAGUAUUCCUUCUUCUACGAAUGGCGCUGGUAAAGACACGCUUCAACUUGGACGACUUUUUUCAGCUCACGAACACACUGGGAAUCAUCGGCAUCAGUUACUACUUCGCAUACCUGCUCUUUCUUUUGUGUGACGCCCCUAUUGAAAAUUUUUAUGAGCACGUUUUUGGCGGCGAAGUGCCUGAAACUUCGCAGCUUCCAAUAGCUGCUCCUAGGCCCGCCCAAACAAAUGAGCAAAUUCGACGGCUUCCCUGAUCAUUUGCAGUAAAGCAUAUGCUUCACUUACACCGAGA